AUGACGUUUAAGAAUCUGAUGAAUUUUGGAAAUCUCGCGAAAAAUUCGUACCGACCCCCCAUCGAUAGAUACCACAGCGGAUACCAUCACAGUGGCCCUGGUGGAUAUCACCACAGUGGUUCUGGUGGUUAUCACCACAGCGGCUCCGGCGGCUACCACCACGGUUCACACUACGGGAGUUACAAGAGCAAGGGUGGUGGAAGCGGGGCAGCUCUGAGCGCGUUGACGUUGCUCGCCUUUCUAUUCCUCAUAAACGUCAUGCAGCAAUCUCUGCAAGACAAUAAUUCAACAACAACGAUGAUGACGACCGCGGUAAUGUUGCGGGACGGUGAUCAACCAGUGGUUUUAGACGCAAGGGAAAAGGAGGGCAAGAAGGGGGACGAGACAAAGCACGAUGGUUCUUACAGGACACCAGCAAAAUCCAAGAUCCAAAGGCUUAACAAUCAGUAUAUUAAAUAAAA
Messenger RNA from Colletes gigas, 461 nucleotides. RefSeq lists its product as uncharacterized. NCBI's taxonomy places the organism in Eukaryota, Metazoa, Arthropoda, Insecta, Hymenoptera, Colletidae. The coding region runs from base 1 to 459 and encodes 152 amino acids. The record is from RefSeq and is a predicted model, not a curated record. The transcript is spliced from 3 exons.